Molecule: messenger RNA, 4749 nt
Organism: Saccharomycodes ludwigii
Lineage: Eukaryota; Fungi; Ascomycota; Saccharomycetes; Saccharomycodales; Saccharomycodaceae
Gene: UFD4
Product: putative ubiquitin-protein ligase UFD4
Exons: 1
Coding region: 1-4749 (1582 amino acids)
Biological process (GO): proteasome-mediated ubiquitin-dependent protein catabolic process; protein polyubiquitination
Molecular function (GO): ubiquitin protein ligase activity
Source: RefSeq, a predicted model, not a curated record
AUGUCACAUCAUCAAUCUUCAAUAAAUACAAGUGAGGAGGAUGAAUCACUGCAUUCUUCUAGCGAAGAAGAAAACAUUUAUGGACAAUAUCGUCUUGAAAAUGACUUUGAAGAUGACUUCGAAGGAUCUAAUCAUAACACCUUUCAAGACAAUGAUCAAAAUCUAGUCUAUGAUUAUGCUAAUACAGAGUAUGACGAGCUAGGAAACAGAAGUUAUCGAGAAGCCGACACACUUUAUUAUGGAGAUGAAGGAGAUGAUUAUGGUCCAGAGGAUGAUGCAUCUAGCACUGACAGUCAAACAUCUGAAAGCACAACUUUUUUUAACAGAAGAAGAACUGCGCCACCUGAGCUUGGGGGUAUCCUACAAAAUAUCAUGCGUGGAGCGUCCAAUCCUUCCCAAAAUUCCGAAGGUUUUAGAAAUAUAGGUCUUUCUGAACUUGAUGUUUCCUUUUUAGAGAUAAUACGUAAUUUGAACAACGAACUAGAGCAUGACGAUAAUACCAGCAACCAACCUAACACUAGCUCUAAUUCAUUGCACUCUCUUAGGAACCGCAUAUUGGAGUUGAGUAAUGGGACUCUUCAGAAUCGUCAUCGCCGUAUUCAUACCUCUUUUUUUCGUGAAAACAUAUUUGGAGCCGAAAGGGAGGAGGAAAGAGAACAAAUGAAAAUAUUGAUCGAGAACAUAAAAAACGCGGAGAACGAUCCUUAUAUUGCAAUGGAGACUUUGAAUCAAAUCAAUGACAUAGUGUUAUACACGGUGGAUGAUGACUUUCUUGAUUUGUUCGAUCCUAAAAUUUUGGUUGAAAACAUAGCAAGUAUUAUCAGAAGUGAACCUUUAAAGUGCCAUUAUGAGUUGCAUGUUGCAGCAUCCAGAUGUUUAGCCAACAUUUGUCGUUCAAAUGAUUCAUUAAUCUGGGAACUUGAUACUGAUGAUUUUUUUUUCCAUGUGAAGCAAAGGAUGGUUAACCUCGAAGUCAUCGAUGUCGUGGAAAGUUAUAUUGAUUUGGUUAACGCACUUUCUUCAUGUUGCACAUACCAUAUAUUAAAUGACGAUAUCUUGCCCCCUGUGUACGCUUAUUUUGAUUUUUUUAAUAAAAAUACCCAAAUUAAAAUUAUAGAGAUUACCAAUACCUGUUUCAAGCAUUGUGCACCGGACAUUUUUGAACCAGUUGGACGGGUUAUUUCAUCGCUUCAGGAUUUGUUGCUGGUGGUUAGAAAUAAUAAUAUCACUGGUGGGAGUGGUCAAUACAAUACCAGCAGUAUUAGCGGCUUGAUUUUUGAGCAGAUCAUUCAUAGCUACCACUAUGUGUGUGCUAGAUUCACAAAUAUUCGAAAGCUUAAUCUCUCAAAAUUAUUUGAUUUAGAACAUUUUACCUGUCUAUUAAACAUAUUACAGGGGAAACUCAGUAUAAAAGAUGAUAUUAGAGUAGAAAUACUAGAUAUCCUUACACACACCUUUGCGUGUGACGAAAUGUACUUUUUUUCAAUGGUUGAUUCUGAAACUUUUCCAAACUUUGUUCUGGAUGUCGUGAAAAAAUAUAGUAUUGUUCCAAAUGAAGAUAUUAGAGAAACUUUAUUGUCUAUGCCCAAGAAAGUUUUAUCGUCUCUAUCAAAAUUCAUAAUGGUUUUUUUAAGCUCCCAGUUAAAAUAUUCAUUUAUGAAAUUUCGUCUAAAGCCGUCCUUUAAUAUACAAGCAAACAAUAAAAAGUUGUGCUCAAAAUUCAUUGCCAGUAUGGAAGACCUGUUUCCAAUUCUCAUGGAAAUCUUUUCUAUUUCCGAUGAUUACGAAAUUAGUAGAUAUACUUUAAUUGGCAUUUAUUGUUGUGUUUGUGAAAAGCAGUUUGUUGAAUCAAGCACCGUCUUGUACAAAAGUGAAUUUUUCACCGUUUUAUCUGCACGUAUUUAUCAAAGACAUAAAUCAUUUGUGCAGGCUGAAAGUUUGGAAUGUAAAUUAGAUGAUGGGUUGUUUUUAUUACAUUACAUGGCUAUUGUUAAAGAACUUUUCGAGAAAAACUGUGAGUUGCAAGAGGUUUUUGAAAAGGAAGGCAUUUUUGAUAUCUGCAAUUUAUUGAAAGCACAUCUAUUAACAAAUAGUGUGGUGCAGCAGGAUGCUGGAAGAGAAACUAAGGAUAAAAGGGUUUUUUUUAGAGAUUUAAAAGAAGUUCCCUCCAAAAACAAUACAGCCAUUACUGGUUUUCACGAUGGAGGACGCCAUUUCCACUUUGAAACCACCAACGCCGAUGAUAUGGUUUAUUUUAAGGGAACUGAAGUUUUUAAUGAAGCCGAUGAUCUUUGUGCCAAAGAUUUCCGUUUUAUUUCGGAAAAAGAGUUUGCAAAUAAUGGGUACGUACCUCAGAUUAAAUUUGAUAUUUUAGAGGAUUUUGAUUUACAGAAAGCAAGCUCUGCGUUAUAUGGUAUAACUAGUACUAUUUUUAUGGAUAAAUCUCUAACCAAUAUCAAAAACAAAGCACUUGAGAGGGAUGUUAUGGAAGCAAGUAAGAUACUACUUUUACAGCAUUUUGCUAAGAAUGGAAAUAGUAUUAGUUACUGGCAAUCUUUGUGGUCUAGUUUUAAAGAGGUCUUAUUUGGGAACUUAGCUCUGGUUUCUAGUUAUGAUUUAUCAAACUCCGGAGUUUUAAAGUUGUUGCAUGAUAUUUUGGUCACAUCCCCGAGGGUGGCAACUGAGCAAUUCAUCAAUGUUUUGGAAGGAGCGCACUGUUUCCCCACUUUUGUAAAACUGUUACACGCCACUGUAUUGAGAACGGCUAGUUUUCGUUUAUUAGAUUUAAAGUUACCGACAGCGAAUGGUAGUAAAGAGAUUGAGUUAUUUGACAGUUUUAAGCUUUAUUUUGAAUUUGAAGAAGAUUUUUUUAGUGACCAAGCGAUGUAUCGUGCAGAUGCUAUCACUGUACAAGUCUUAGGUAUCAUGUUAGCUGAAACUAUAUCUACUGCUUUAAAAGCUAUUGAGCGCAAACGUAUUAGAGAUCCUAUUGUAUUAAAUAUUUUGGAUGCUUCUACUUAUGACUUUCAGUUUAGUUAUAAGGGGGUUAUAAUGCCCGAUAAUAUUACGUUAUUAGGGUUUUUGUUCAACGAGCUUAUGAAAAAUAAUGGUGGAACGCAAUUUUUUAAAAAAGAUAUUUAUCAUUUUAAGUGUAAAAGGAUCGAAAUACCUGAUAAGCGUUUUGUUUUGUAUCCAAGUAGAUUCGUUGCCAAACCAAUUCAACACAAAUAUGUUGAUUCUAUUCAUAACAGUAACAUAGACUUGGAACAAGCUCUAGAGAUAACAUUGGAUUUAUUGAACACUUUUGCACAAAUUAGACCAGAUUUACAUUCAAAGUUGGUUAGUUCUGAACUAACAAACAAGUUGCUUGGACAAAUCAAGAAUCCAAUGAUUCUACAUGGUGGGCUAUUACCGGAAUGGAUACCAUAUAUAUCGAGUAAAUAUUCGAAUAUCAUUCAUUACAACGGCAGAAUCAAGUUGUUUUUGAUGCUCAUUAACGCCAAAUUACCGUCAGUAGAAAAUGUUGAAGACGAAAUGAUAUUGGAUGAUGUAGAAACCCCAUAUUUCCACUACAGAAUGGUUAAUGCAAGUGUUGAACGUGGAUCCUUUUUUUCCGUUUUGAAGCUUUUGUCCACAUCUAUUUUGCUGCGUAACAAACUUGCCAUUAGUUUUAUUGGGGAAGAAGCAAGUGGACCGGGACCCACAUUGGAAUUUUUUUCUAUUGCUUGUAAACAAUUUUCAUUCAAAAAUUGGGACAUAUGGAGGAAUUCCGAUGUAACACCUACUAUCAGCGGGUUUGUUUUGCCGUCUGAUGAUUUGGAGCCACAUGACAUGAUUGCGGGAGAUUUAUACCCUAAAUCAAGAGAUGAUUUUUCUAGUGAGCAAGCUAUUAAGACACUCUCUAUUUUCCAUUUUUUGGGUAGAUUUGUUGCUAAGGCUUUGCACGAUAACAUUUUGUUGGAUUUUAGAUUUAAUGUUGUAUUUUUUAAAUUGGCAUUGUUGUACGCCAAGGAUGGUGAUUCUUUGAAGAAAAACACUUUAAACGAUCUUCAAGAUGGCAUUGAUAUGAUAUUUGAAAUUGACAAACACCUGGGGAAGACAUUACAAUUUUUACUGGAUAAUCCGGAUAAAUCAGAAGAGUUAAAUUUGCCAUUUUAUUUCAAGAAUAAUACCAGUAGUGGUACUAGUACUGAAGAUUAUAAAAUCGUAAAUAAAGACAAUGUGUUUCAAUAUUUAAAGGAUAUAAUUGAUUACAACAUAGGAAGUGGAGUUAGACCGCAAAUUGAGGCGUUUAUUGAUGGGUUUUCCAAAUUAUUUCCCUUUGAUUUUUUACUUCUUUUGACACCAGAAGAAUUGGUCGGUUUAUGUGGGAAUGUUGAAGAAGAUUGGUCAUACGAUACAGUGUUUGCCAAUAUUCAGCCAGAUCAUGGUUAUAGCAUUAAUUCUACAGAGAUUAUUCAUUUCGUCGAUAUUUUGAGCUCUUUUACAAAGCACGAGAAAAGAUUGUUUUUAGAAUUUGCCACAUCUUCUCCAAGAUUACCCAUUGGAGGCUUUAAAUCCUUGAAUCCUAAAUUGUCAAUUGUUUUGAAAUAUCCUGAAAAUGAAGAUGAUUCAUUUGAUGACAUCUUACCAAGUGUUAUGACAUGUAGUAAUUACUUCAAACUACCUAAAUAUUCAACAAGAGAAAUAAUGAAAGAUCGUAUUAUUCAAGCGAUAACUGAAGGUGUAGGUGCAUUUGGUUUCUCUUGA